GGCAGCAGCAACGCAAUGGGAGUGGAUUACUACAAGAUAUUGCAAGUUGAAAAACCUCACCCUGUGUUCACUCGUGAUGGAAAUGACUUGAUUGUCACACAGAAGAUUCCCUUAGCUGAAGCCUUGACAGGUUACACUGUCCAUCUCACCACCUUAGAUGGAAGGAAUUUGACCAUUCCGAUCAACACCGUGAUUGAUCCAAACUAUGAGGAGGUUGUCCCAAGGGAAGGGAUGCCAAUCCAAAAGGACCCAACAAAGAGAGGAAAUCUGAGGAUCAAGUUCAACAUCAAGUUUCCAACAAGGUUGACUGCAGAGCAGAAGGCAGGAAUCAAAAAACUCUUGGGCUGAGAACAUCAAUGCCAAUAUUUAAUGCACAACACAUCUCCAUAGAAAUGGAGCAGUUUUGUAAAUACAAAUUACAUAAAACGUAGUAUUUAGAUUGGUUCUUUUUGAUACAGAACUUGUUAUAUACGCUCCCAGUUUUUAGUAGUUUCUGUUUCAGAGCAAGAAUGCCAUCUUUCUAAAUA
This is a messenger RNA of Populus trichocarpa (black cottonwood), 527 nucleotides long. RefSeq lists its product as uncharacterized. Lineage: Eukaryota; Viridiplantae; Streptophyta; Magnoliopsida; Malpighiales; Salicaceae. The coding region runs from base 16 to 348 and encodes 110 amino acids. The transcript has a single exon. Gene Ontology annotation, cellular component: cytosol. The record is from RefSeq and is a predicted model, not a curated record. Gene Ontology annotation, molecular function: protein-folding chaperone binding.